AUGAAGGACGAAUCUUUGCAGGCACUUGUUCCUUUGACUUCGGCUGAGAAGCACGAGGCCCGCCUGGCAAGAGGAGGCGGCUGGAGAGAGCAUCUUGACGAUGAUGACCGCGCCGUCCUCGCCUUGCGAAAUCUGAUCUUCGACAUCUGCAAUCAGAAUGGCGGCGGUCAUGGCGGCUCAGCCAUUGGUAUGGCAGCCAUCGGUGUUGCCCUGUACAAACACACGAUGCGUUACAACCCGUCAAACCCUUCGUGGUUCGAUAGAGAUCGCUUCGUCCUUUCCAAUGGCCACGCUGCAAUGUUCCUGUACGCUCUGAACCACCUCGUAGGCUAUGAUGCCUGGACAAUGGACGAGAUCAAGGGAUACGGUAGUGCCAAGGAAAACGGAUUCUCUACACUUUGCCAUGCCCACCCAGAAUCGGAGGACCCAGCAAUAGAAGUCACCACAGGCCCACUGGGACAGGGCAUCGCGAAUGCUGUCGGCCUGGCCAUCGCCUCCAAGAAUCUUGCCGCGCGGUAUAAUCGCCCUGGCUUCGACGUCGUCAGCUCGCGUGUAUAUUGCAUGACGGGUGACGGCUGCCUGAUGGAGGGCGUUGCACUGGAGGCCAUGUCCCUGGCCGGCAACCUGGGGCUCGACAAUCUCGUCGUCAUAUACGACAACAACCAGGUGACGUGCGACGGACCUCUCGACUGGAUCAACGUCGAGGAUGUCAACGCCAAGCUGCGAGCGUGCGGGUGGCAUGUCCUCGAGGUCGCCGAUGGUUCCUACGACGUCAGCGCCCUCGUCGCAGUAUUUCAGUUCGCCAAGACUCUCGUUAAGAAGCCCGUUUUUAUCAAUGUCCGCACCGUCAUCGGCCUCGGAACCUCCUCGGCGGGGACAUAUAAGGCACACCACGGUGUUUUUGACCCGGACAGCGUGGCCCUCUCCAAGCGCCUAGCAGGACAGGACCCGUCCACAACACACGAGGUUCCGCCAGCUGCUUUGGAGUACUUCAGAGAGAGGAAAGCACACGGUCAAAAGCUCCAGGGCGCAUGGGACGAUCUUCUCGAGAAGUACCAAAAGGCACACCCUGACCUGGCCAAGGAUCUCAAGGGCCGACAGGCUGGCGAGAACGGGACUGUAUGGCAGAAGACGCUUGAGAGCCUCGACAUUGGCCAGUUCAAGGGGUUCGCCACCCGUGAAGUGAACGGCACUAUCAUGGAAAAGAUGUGGAAAGACCACCCGGCGCUCUUCGGCGGCGGUGCUGAUCUGGUCAACUCCAACAAGGUCUCAUAUGAGGCAUCCGAGGUGUUCCACCCAUCCACGGGCUACUCUGGCCGGUACCUGCGAUAUGGCAUCCGUGAACACGCCAUGGCAUCCAUCUCCAAUGGUAUUGCGGCCUACAACCCAGGCACUUUCCUUCCCUUCACGGCCACAUUCUUCAUGUUCUACAUCUACGCUGCUCCAGGCGUCCGAAUGGGUGCCCAGAGCCGUCUUCCUGUGAUUCACUUUGCCACGCACGACUCGUUUGCCGAGGGCCAGAAUGGUCCGACACACCAGCCUGUCGAGCUAGAUUCUCUCUACCGCGCCAUGCCGAACCUAACUUACAUGCGGCCAUGUGACGCAGAGGAGGUCAUUGGCGCCUGGCUGCUGGCGCUCGGCAAGACCACGGGGCCCUCCAUGCUGUCUCUUGGCCGUGACGCAGUGGCACCAGUGCCCAACACCAGCCGUCUCAAGGUCACCAAGGGUGCCUACAUCGUCAAAGAUGUAGAGAAGGCUGCUAUUAUCCUCGCCAGCUGUGGCACAAACCUCCACUAUGCCGUCGCCGCAGCUGAGAGCCUGUCCGCCUCGGGUGUUGCCACCCGCGUCGUCAGCGCCCCUAGCUUCGAGCACUUUGACGUUCAGGACAGGUCAUACCAGGAGUCCGUAUUUCCGCUGGACGGUACCCCCAUCGUCAGCGUAGAAGAGUACAUUGCGUCGACAUGGGCACGAUACGUGACGGCAAGCAUUGGCAUGACCGGAUAUGGCUACUCAGCUUCCAACAAGAGCAAUUACGAUAGAUUCGGUCUAGAUGCGAAGGGGAUUGAGAGGAGGGUGAGGAGUUACCUCGGCGAGCUCUCUGGACAGGAUGCCAGGAAAGCUGGCUGGAGGGCCAUCUGA
This is a messenger RNA of Cryphonectria parasitica EP155, 2139 nucleotides long. RefSeq lists its product as uncharacterized. Gene Ontology annotation, cellular component: cytosol. Gene Ontology annotation, molecular function: transketolase activity. The transcript has 2 exons. Gene Ontology annotation, biological process: pentose-phosphate shunt. The coding region runs from base 1 to 2139 and encodes 712 amino acids. The record is from RefSeq and is a predicted model, not a curated record. NCBI's taxonomy places the organism in Eukaryota, Fungi, Ascomycota, Sordariomycetes, Diaporthales, Cryphonectriaceae.